Rhinolophus ferrumequinum (greater horseshoe bat) is the source of this 1419-nucleotide messenger RNA. RefSeq names its product protein phosphatase 1 catalytic subunit alpha (gene PPP1CA). Gene Ontology annotation, cellular component: cytoplasm; nucleus. The transcript is spliced from 7 exons. Lineage: Eukaryota; Metazoa; Chordata; Mammalia; Chiroptera; Rhinolophidae. Gene Ontology annotation, molecular function: protein serine/threonine phosphatase activity. The record is from RefSeq and is a predicted model, not a curated record. Bases 91 to 1083 code for a protein of 330 amino acids.
GGCGGAAGGAGCGACAGGCCGGAAGGAGGCAUCGGAGGGCGGGAGGCAGGAGCUGGCCCGGAGCUGCUGGGCCGGAGCGGCAGAGCCGCCAUGUCCGACAGCGAGAAGCUCAAUCUGGACUCUAUCAUCGGGCGCCUACUGGAAGUGCAGGGUUCGCGGCCUGGCAAGAAUGUACAGUUGACAGAGAAUGAGAUCCGUGGUCUGUGCCUCAAAUCCCGGGAGAUUUUCCUGAGCCAGCCCAUUCUUUUGGAGCUGGAGGCACCCCUCAAAAUCUGCGGUGACAUCCAUGGCCAGUACUAUGAUCUUCUAAGGCUGUUUGAGUAUGGUGGCUUCCCUCCAGAGAGCAACUACCUCUUCCUGGGGGACUACGUGGACCGGGGCAAGCAGUCGCUGGAGACCAUCUGCCUGCUGCUGGCCUAUAAGAUCAAGUACCCCGAAAACUUCUUCCUGCUCCGUGGGAACCACGAGUGUGCCAGCAUCAACCGCAUCUACGGCUUCUAUGAUGAGUGCAAGAGACGCUACAACAUUAAACUCUGGAAAACCUUCACCGACUGCUUCAACUGCCUGCCCAUCGCGGCCAUUGUGGACGAGAAGAUCUUUUGCUGCCAUGGAGGUCUCUCCCCGGAUCUGCAGUCUAUGGAGCAGAUUAGGCGUAUCAUGCGGCCCACAGAUGUGCCUGACCAGGGGCUGUUAUGUGACCUGCUGUGGUCUGACCCUGACAAGGAUGUGCAGGGCUGGGGCGAGAACGACCGUGGUGUCUCCUUUACCUUCGGGGCUGAGGUGGUGGCCAAGUUCCUGCACAAGCACGACUUGGACCUCAUCUGCCGGGCACACCAGGUCGUAGAAGAUGGCUAUGAGUUCUUUGCCAAGCGGCAGCUGGUGACACUCUUCUCAGCUCCCAACUACUGUGGCGAGUUUGACAAUGCAGGCGCCAUGAUGAGUGUGGACGAGACGCUCAUGUGCUCCUUCCAGAUCCUCAAGCCCGCCGACAAGAACAAGGGGAAAUAUGGGCAGUUCAGUGGCCUGAACCCUGGCGGCCGGCCCAUCACCCCACCCCGCAACUCCGCCAAAGCCAAGAAAUAGCCUGUGGGUGCCCGCUGUCUGCCCCCGAGGGUGGACUGUGCAGCAAUCUCACAGCCGUGGGGGUCACACUGGCCCCUGGGCCUACCCAUCAAGGGAACACGGAGCCUUGGUGUAUUUUUCUUUUUUUUUUAAUGAAUCAGUAGCAGCGUCCAAUCCCCCAGGGCUCCCCCUGCCUGUGCCUCGGUGGCUGCAAGCAGGAUCCUGGGGCUGAGGCUGCAGCUCAGGGCAAAGCAGGGCCAGGUUGUGGGUCUCCAGCCUUGCUUGGCCUCAGGGCUGGCAGCCGGAUCCUGGGCAACCCAUCUGGUCUCUUGAAUAAAGGUCAAAGCUGGAUUCUCA